AUGCCAGAGGACAAGUGUGACAAGCUGCAUUUACCUGGAAUUUCCAAGUACCGGUGCAUUCAGGCUAUCGCGGGGGGUGCCUUCGUUUUGGCAUUGACAUUUUUUUCCAGUCCGGUUGUGCCCUUGCGGCCGCACAACCUGGAGGAUGCCGUGAGGCUUCUCUCCGAGAUUGAGACAGACCGAUCGAAGGAGACCGCCCGGCGGUUGGCGUCCCUUGACGCUGAGGAGCCGAGCUUCGGACUUUCGCCGAAGCCCUGGUUCCAGGAGGUGGUUGACAGGUACGGCGCUCCGGUGAGGCAGAAUCCGCAGAGGUAUGCCACUCAGGUGACCUCUGGGCGCCGUCUUGCAGUCUUGGCAGAGAACAAUACAGCCCCUAUCCGAAUUCACCUGAACUUUGACACGCUUUAUGAGGAUAAGGUGCAGGCCAGUCCCUUCGCCAAAGACCGGUACUGCUUCCGUGAGGGUGCCUGGUUCCGCACAGGCUACCCGGGCGAGAAGCCUGCGUCUGGGCCGGAUGAAUGUGGCGAUCGCAGCACGACUCCGGUCACUGGUGACAUGUGGUGUAUCUGCAGGGCAAGCGAUGUCAUUACAGAUGAAAUGCGCUCGUUUGUGAUCCAGGCAACCACAGAAGUGAUGAAGCAGCUCCCGACCUUCAUUGGCCUAAAACCAGUGCAGGGGCCUCUUCGAUUUCGGAACGCAGAAGGCUCCUACCCUGCCAUGUGGAAGGCCACCGGCCAAAGCGGAGAUUGCUGCGAUCCUGAUUGCCAGAAGGGUUUGCAUGUUGUCGUCCCAGAAUUCUUCUGCAGCUUGGGUGUGGAAGAUGCUGACGCUGUUCUUUCAGUAACUAUGCCGCCUCCCCUCCCUGGAGUUGGUGGUGCCGGCACAUUCUGCUCUGCUGAUCAGCACGGGCGGCCGACCCACUUGGUGUUCCAGUGGCAUCGCAGGAUUCUUGAAGCCCAAUUCGCAAGCAGCAGUGUGGAGGAGCUCAUCCCGCAGUGGCGUGGGCUUGUGCUCCAUGAGGCCUUCCAUGGGCUUGGCUUUGGCUCCGGCAUCUGGCAGAACAGCUACAGCAGCGAUGGUGGAAGACGACAGAUUCUAAGGCAGCUGGAGGUGACAGACCAAGACGGCUCCAAAGACUUUGUAUACCACUUUGUGAAAGGAACCCGUACUUACGACGUUGCCAAGGUCUAUUUUGGCUGCCAGGAGGAGGACUGGCAGGGUCUUCCCCUCAUGAGCUGGCCGCCUUCUGGAAGAGAUACUCAUCAUGAAACAAGACUAAUGCGAGAUGACGUCAUGUCAUAUGGGAAUGGACUGAAAGCGGUUUCCGCGAUCACGCUGGCAGCACUGGAGGAUACUGGCCACUACCUUGCCAACUACAGCAGUGCUGAGUGCAUGUGGUGGGGUCGUGGGCGCGGCUGCGACUUCGUAUCCAGCCGGUGCACUGUCAGACCGGACGGUGAAGUGUUCAGUGGUGCCGAAGCUGCCCAAUGUGAUCGAGUUUGGUCCUCGCGAUACACUUCAGGGAACCGGGAGGCUCUGCGGAAGUGUGUGCAGCCACAGUGCGAAAGCAGGACUAGCGGUGGCACAACAAUUUGUGAUGCGGAGUGCUUCACAGGCACCGACACCACACUAUCGUGCACGCAGGUUCCAUCAGGAGAUGUUGCUGAAGCUGGUGUUGCCGGCUGGGCAAACGACCUGGCUGCUGAGUUGCUAUCGUACGACGUGACAUGGGAGUCCCUUCGAAAUACAGCUGAGAUCUGUCUUGCUCCGCUUCUGCUGCUCAGUACUUGUUGCUUUGCAAGAUGUAUCCUGUGCCCAAGUCGCAGACCUGGAAGGAUAAAAACCCUAUUCUAUACCUUGUCAGUGGCCUCUGUCUUGCCUGGCAUCACUCUCUUUGCUGCCGGCGGAUAUGCUUCUAUCAACUGGUCUGACUUCGAGGUGUUUUUCACCAUGGAGUUCAUCAUAGGAGUACAGAUUCUGGGACUAUCAGUGAUGAUGAUAGAAGGCUUUGGGACGUAUGCCGUGUACUUUGGGGACCGUGGAAAGCAGAUUUGCUUUUGCAUUCUCCACAGCCUGGAAUUGCUGGCCUUGCUCGGUGCUGUGGCCAUGAUCGCCAAGUUUGCCAUGGACUUGGACAAUCUCAGCACUGACGCAUUGUCACAGGCUGGAGUGACCCCGGCACCAUCGAUUAUGUCCUUUGGCUGGGCUCAGCGCAUGGCUGACCAAAUUCUGAAUGAGCUCAUGUCUGUAUCCUGCAGGACCUACCAGGUUUGCUGUGAGAACAAAGACCUGCUCGAUUCGCUUGUGGCAAAUGGUGCCCCCAGACAGUGCAAGGUUGGUCAUCAAGGAUUAGAAGCUGAUGCUGGGUUUGUCCUGUCAGAUCCGUCACAUCCCAGCUUUUGCGCAGCAGUUUCAGGUGUUAGCUCAAGAACAGCAUUCCCGUCAUUGAUUUGCGAAUGGAUGGAUACGCAAGCUGCCAAUUUCAGUGUGGAUCAGUGCAAGCAGGACUACUGCACGGCUGGGCUCCGUGGCUUCCACAAGUUCCUCUCCUCAGGAGCUGCCGUAUACAAGCAGAACAUGCGCACGCUUGGGCUCGCCCUGGGAUUUUUCGUGGCCCUUCAGAUGGUGCAGCUUGUUAUUGUGGUUCGCCUUCCACAGCACAAAAGGCUUAGUCGAGUCUUGCCUGGAGAUCACUCUUCGGAAUCUUUCGGCGAAGAUCUGCAGACGGUGAUUCCGCGUGCAAGACCAGGUGCUCGCAAUGGGACGCAGGUGGCUUCUGGUUUUGCCGACGAGCAUCUUGUACAGGAGAACGGCUAUGGCCGGAAUUCGGCGUGGUGCUUUGUCCGCACCUGCAGCGUUAGCCAGCAAAGCUGCUGGGCUCAGGAGACCUGUGAGGCAAAGCCCCAGGUGCUGGGAGAGAAGAAGCACUUGUGCCUGACGACGGGGACCUCCAGCGGGAAGUCCCUGGCCUUCGCGCUGCCGAUCCUGGAGGCCUAUCGUCAAGAUCCCAAGUCCCGGGCGCUGGUGCUGUUCCCCACGAAGGCCUUGGCGCAGGAUCAGUUAGGGAAGCUGCAGAAGCUCUUUCAACAGGUUUGUCCCGGUCUCGGAGUUUGCACGUUUGACGGCGACACACCCAAAGAUGAUCGCGCUCGUCUUUUGAAAUCAUGCCAUGUUUUCCUGACCAACCCCGACAUGCUCCACUUCACCAUCCUAGCUGCGCAUUUGCGGUGGCGCCAUGUGCUCGAAAACCUGAGAUACAUGGUGCUGGAUGAGGCCCAUGUCUAUCGUGGCAGCUUUGGAGCUCAUGUGGCCUUGUUGCUGCGCCGCUUCCGCAGAGUGCUAAAGCACUACAACUCGUCGCCUUUGUUUAUCGCAUGUUCAGCCACCAUGUGCAAUGCAGGUUCCUUCUUUGCCAAGCUGCUGGCUCUAGAGAGCAGCGAGCAGGUGUGUGUUGUGGACGAGGACACGGCUGGACGAGGAGAUCGCCAGUUCUGCUUGUGGAACCCGCCGCUGCUGGAGGUGGAUGAAGGUCAGCCAAGCCGAGAGGAUCAGAAUGCUCGUAAGAGAGCGCGCUAUGGCGAGCGAGAAGGAAAAGGUUCUGCACCCCGCCUUCCACCGGGAGUUGGGUACCGAACACGAAGCUCAUCGUACAACGAGGCUGCCUGGAUUGUCUCGCAGGCAGCACGGCGAGGUCACCGCACUGUGUGCUUCCUGCAGGUGCGGGCGAUGGUGGAAGUCGUGCUUCAGGCAGCAAAUCAGCACCUGGAAGACCGCCCAGACUUGCAGGGCCGCAUUGCUGGAUAUCGAGGUGGCUAUGCUGCCUUGGAGAGGCGAAAGCUGGAGAGGCGACUCUUCACGGGUGACUUGCUUUGUGUUGUCGCUACAAAUGCGCUGGAGCUUGGUAUCGACAUUGGCGACCUGGAUUUGACGUUGCAUGUUGGUGUGCCUCCAACAGUUGCGUCUGUUUGGCAGCAAGCUGGUCGCGCAGGCCGGCGUGGGCGGCCAUCUGCGGCGAUACUGAUUGCUAUGGAUGCUCCCUUGGAGCAGCACUUUUGUCGACAUCCUGAAGAAUUCUUCUCGCGUUCUAUUGAGGCCCGGGUCCCCGACACGUCCAACGAGCUGUUGCUCAAGGGCCACAUGCUUUGCGCGGCAGCAGAGCUUACACCCUUGUCCGAAUCGGAUGCCCAGAGGUGGUUUGGAGAUGUGGCUCGCGUGCAGGAUGAGCUGAUACGCGAGGGCCGCCUCGUGGCGCAGCCCGUCAAGCCCGGCGGCCCGCAGAUUGGUCCGCUGCUACGAGUGACGCAAGGAAAAGGUCGGAGGCCGCCCAAGGAGGAGGUGAGCCUGCGUGAUAUUGACCCCAUUCAGUUUCAGGUGGUCGUUCGUGGGAACAUCAGUCCACUGGAGACGCUGGAUCAAAAGCUGGCGUUCAUGCGAUUGCAUCCUGGAGCCAUUUACCUCAACCAACAGACCUCGUACUUUGUCGAAGAGCUGGACCUGACCAAGAAAAUCGCGUGGGUCAUUCCUCGAGACUCCAAGAAGAUUGACUACUACACGGAAUGUAGAGAGCAUUCCGCCAUCAUCCUGGCUGGUGGAGGUUUGGCAAGAGCAGCAGUCCUGCCCCUUGCACAGCAAGCCAGCAGUGUGCCGCUAAUACGCAGUGGGCAAGCCACUGUGCACUGGCGCAUGUAUGGCUUCCGCAAGAAGUCGAAGCGCGACCACAAUUUGCUGGAUCAAGUUGACCUCACACUUCCAGCAGUUGAGUUCCCGACGCGUGCAACCUGGAUGGAUUUACCAGGGGCAGUUCUGCAGCCCAUUGCCCAGGAGGGGCAUUCCGUUGAUCGGGGUGGCCUUCACGCACUUGAGCACGCAAUGAUGGCCAUCGCACCGCUGUGCUGCGACAUCGAGGUCAGCGAAUUGUCAUGCCAGCACACCCGAAGAGAUUCCGAUCCUAAUCGCUACUUUCUGCUUUUCUACGAAAAUCAGAAAGGUGGCUCGGGAGCUGCAGAGAAGAUGUACAAGAGUUGGGAAGAGCUGCUUGCUCAAGCUUUCCGGCUCAUGCAGGAGUGCUCUUGUGACAAGGGCUGCCCCAACUGCAUCGUGAUCUCCGGCUGUGGCGACUACAACCAUGGCCUUGACAAGGCUGUGGCUCUCAAGAUUGGCAAAGCCCUGGGCUACGGAACUCAGAAGGGAAACGCGGCGCCUCCACCGUCGGAGCAGCCGCAGGGCUUCGGUCGGCGCUUGAAUGGUGAAGGAGCAAAGAUAUGCUUGGACCUUGACUGA
Effrenium voratum is the source of this 5280-nucleotide messenger RNA. NCBI's taxonomy places the organism in Eukaryota, Dinophyceae, Suessiales, Symbiodiniaceae. The record is from the annotation of a GenBank genome assembly.